Phialemonium atrogriseum is the source of this 952-nucleotide messenger RNA. RefSeq names its product ribosomal protein S15. The coding region runs from base 97 to 555 and encodes 152 amino acids. Gene Ontology annotation, biological process: translation; ribosomal small subunit assembly. The transcript is spliced from 4 exons. The record is from RefSeq and is a predicted model, not a curated record. Lineage: Eukaryota; Fungi; Ascomycota; Sordariomycetes; Cephalothecales; Cephalothecaceae. Gene Ontology annotation, molecular function: structural constituent of ribosome; RNA binding. Gene Ontology annotation, cellular component: cytosolic small ribosomal subunit; ribosome.
AACCACUUCAACAAACCGACCGAAAUCAGAUUUUCGCUCUUCGAUACGCACAUAUCGAACAGAGCGGGAUCUUGACCACCCAACAACACCGCAAUCAUGGCUGACGAAUACAACGCCGAGGAGGCCGCUGAGAUCAAGAAGAGAAGAACCUUCCGCAAGUUCUCCUACCGAGGAAUCGAUCUCGAAGCCCUCCUCGACCUCGGCUCCGAUGAGCUCCGCGAUGUCGUCCACGCCCGUGCCCGCCGCAGGAUCAACCGGGGCCUCAAGCGGAAGCCCAUGGGCCUGAUCAAGAAGCUCCGGAAGGCCAAGCAGGAGGCCAAGCCCAACGAGAAGCCCGACCUCGUCAAGACGCACCUCCGCGACAUGAUCGUCGUCCCCGAGAUGAUCGGCAGUGUCAUCGGCAUCUACUCCGGCAAGGAGUUCAACCAGGUGGAAAUCAAGCCCGAAAUGGUCGGCCACUACCUCGGCGAGUUCUCGAUCACAUACAAGCCUGUCAAGCACGGUAGACCAGGUAUCGGUGCCACGCACUCUUCUCGUUUCAUUCCUCUGAAAUAAGGGCUGUGGGGUAUGGGUGGUUCUUGCAUUCAGUCAAUCAUGGUCUGGCGAAAACGGACAAGGUUUUGCUUGGUGUUAUUUACUAUCCAUAGAUGAUAGGAACAUGAGCAACGUGAUUGAACCAAGCCAGCUUCCAAAUAUUGCGUCUAUAAAAUGAACUGGACCUCUUGCGAAUGGCGUCUGCUAUGUGCUGUCUGGCUGGGAGGUUUUGAAACUAGUCAGCUUUCCGUGGUCAGCAUCCAAAAACGCCAGCAUCCGUAGACGCAAGCAUCUUACUAUUACGAUUCCUUGUGUGUACGAUCGUCAUUGUAUUCAAUCCCAUCCAGGGACUUAUUUUACGUAUGUUGGCCAAUAUUGGGGGCCAUUGCUACUCGACUCCCCAAACACCAGCCAUGCC